Molecule: messenger RNA, 5638 nt
Organism: Scleropages formosus (Asian bonytongue)
Lineage: Eukaryota; Metazoa; Chordata; Actinopteri; Osteoglossiformes; Osteoglossidae
Product: general transcription factor 3C polypeptide 4-like
Exons: 5
Coding region: 15-2381 (788 amino acids)
Biological process (GO): transcription initiation at RNA polymerase III promoter
Cellular component (GO): transcription factor TFIIIC complex
Molecular function (GO): protein binding; histone acetyltransferase activity
Source: RefSeq, a predicted model, not a curated record
UUUCGUACGUGAAAAUGGCGGCUCCGCGUCCGGAGGGCGCCGCGAACGGCCGCGGUUCCGAACCCGGGAGCGAACCGGGCACCGCCCCCGAGCGAGACUCGGACCCGUGGAGCGGAGACGGUCCGGUGGUGAAGAGGGAGCCGGCCGUGAAGCUCCUGAAUCCGGUGAGCGGCUUGGAGCCGCUGGCUUGGUCCGAGGACCACCGGGUGUCGGCCGCGAGCUCGAGCAGCGUGGCUGUGAUGGAGGUGCUGUGCGACCCGCGCAGCGGCGCCCAGGACCUGCUGGUGCAGCGGAGCUCCAUCCCCCUGCCGGAGAGAGCCUGCGUGCUCAAGGUGGGUCCAGUCAAGGAGGUGCAGCAGGUGAAAGACAAGCUGGCCGGCUCCAAGGACCCAGCCGUGAGCCAGGCCUUCAUGCUGGACCGGGUGAUGAACCCCAGCGCGGGAGGCCUCGCGCCUUUGCGCGGUAUGAAAUACGCCUGCUGGUCACCGCUGGGCUGCGACACCAAUGGCCGUUCCCUUCUGGCUUCGCUGACGCUCGACGGCCGCCUCGCCUUGCACGGCAGCCUGCGGCGCCUGCACUGGAGCCCCCUGGUGGACCUGACGGAGAUGUACGGGCAGAUGCUGGAGGAGAAGGGGUACUCGCUGCCGGGCGCUGAGGUGCCGGUGGGGCCGUUGGACGACCCGGCAGAGUUGCGGCGGCGAUACCGCAUGCAGAGCCCCGUUCGCAUGGAGUGGUCUGGCGUCUGCACGACGCAGGAGGUGCAGACCAAUAACGAGUGUAAGGACGUGGGCACGGUGCUCCUGGCUGUGCUGAUGGAGAACGGCGACGUGGUCAUUUGGCACUUCCAGCUGCCCUUCUUGGGCCGGGACUCGGUGGUGUCCUGCAACACCAUGCGAUCGGGCGUGUCGGCUCCCAGCGUUCUGGCCUGGUGGGAGUACGAGCACGGCGGGCGCAAGAUGACCGGCCUGAUCGUGGGCAGCUCUGUGGGCCCCGUCAAGAUCUUGCCCGUCAACCUGAAGGCCAUCAAGGGCUACUUCACGCUGCGGCAGCCCGUGGUGCUGUGGCAGGAGACGGACCAGAUCCCCGUGCACAACAUCAAGUGCAUCUCGCUGUUUCACCCGCACCAGAAGUGCAACUGCAGCCUGGUGGUGGCUGCCCGCGGCCCGUACGUCUUCUGGUGCCUGCUCCUCAUCACGAAGGCUGGCCUCAACGUGCACAAUUCUCACGUCACGGGCCUGCACUCGACACCCAUCAUAUCGAUGGCCACCAACCGAUACGCGGGGUCCAUCUUCACCUGCUCUCUGGACGGCUCUGUAAAGAAGCUCAAACCCAUCUUCACCGAGGCGGCCGUGACCUUCAAGCAGGAGCAGGUCGCCCUGCCGGAGGGCGUAGCUGGCCGCAGGAUGCAUGGAAUCGCCCUGAGCCCCAACGGUGCCUACUUAGCUCUGGUGUCCGCCGAUGGCUUGGUCAACGGUCAGCACCCGGUGAAUCGCAACUACCUGGUCCAGUUUAUCACGCUGAAGAUGCCAGAGGAGGCUGCCGCAGAGCUGCUGUCUUCCACAGUCCAGAACCUCUUCCGUCAGGCGGACCUGCUGGAUCUGGUGCGUUUGAAGGUGCUGCGGGACAAGCGCAUCCCGGCGCAGCUCCACGAGAAGCUCGAUGACAAGCUGCACACCUGCGGCACGCCGUACCCGUGGCGCCUGAAGCUCUUCCUCUACCGCGUGCUCUACCAGUCGCGGCAGAAGGCUUCUGCCGAGACACGGUGGUGGCUAUCGCAUGAGGACACCAAGGUGUUCAUUGUCGACGAGGAGGCCGGGGAGGAAGACAGCGAGGAGCCCCCUGCUGCCGAGGACUCGGCGACGACGGGAACCGCGGCAAAUUCGUGCGAUCCAGAUGGUGGGGCUUUUGAGGAGCAGACGAGCGAGAUCGUCGCCUGGAUUGAGGAGAUGGAGUCGCACCUGGCGAGGGAGCACAUGAAACGGGUGCUGGGGGAGGUGUACCUUCAUACCUGGAUCACGGAGAACACCAGCAUCCCAACACGGGGCGUGUGCGACUUUCUCAGCAGCGACACUACCUACAACGACAGGGCCGCCAAGGUCCUCAUCGGCCACAUCUUUAAGAAGAUGAACAAGCAGACGUUUCCCGAGUACUGCAGCCUGUGCAAAGAGGUGCUGCCCUUCACUGAUCACAAGCAGGCCGUGUGCAGCAAUGGACAUAUAUGGCUCAGGUGUGUGCUGACGUACCAGGCGUGUCAGUCCCUCAAGUACAGACGCUGCCUCCUGCAGGAUAGCAUCGCCAGAUACGCAGUGCCUGAAGAUCCAGACUGGAUAAAGAGGAUACUGCAAGGUCCAUGUACCUUCUGUGACUUUCCGCUCUGCUAGCCACUGCACUGUUUAAGCUGUGCUGUCCGAGGUGAAAGCGUGUGCAGUUCAGAGUCCGGUAGAGGCUGCUGUUAUACUCCAGCUUUCGGUCCCGGGCCAAGAUAUGCGGUGAACUAAAGGGUGACCCUCGUUUUUUAUUUAUUGAAGGUGUCCAAGUUAGAAGUCCGGACCUCCUGUGUUGUGACACUGGGUCACCGUGAAUGUGAUUGAGAAAGGAGAACCCCCUGCAUUUCACGCUGUAGGUCUUGGAUUGCGGUCAGAGGUCACCCAGCUGUGCUCAAUCUCUACAUUUACAAAUGGCGAAAAAAUGGAUGUAUAAAAAAGGAUAUGACUUUUAAGCCUUUUUUUUUUUCUUUCUAUUAGUGCCACCAUGGAGCUUCAUGAGACUUUCAAAAAUAAUUGUGUGUGUGUAUAUGUGUGUGUGUGUGUGUGUGUGUGUGUGUGUGUGUAUCUUAAAUGACUGUCUGGGAUGGUAGACAGUGGAAGAAAGGGGGCAAAAAAGACUUUCAGUCCUUGAGACCCUGCAGUGUAAGAGUGGAGAGAAGAGGGAGAAGAUGACAGAGCUGAACUGCUAUGGGAAGCAAAGCGAGGAGCACUCUCCCAGGGGUCUCGGUUCUUAAUGCGAUUCCUCAGUAAUGAGGGACGGGCCCCUGCUGGUACAUGUGCUUCUUGUUUUAAUGAUGGGGGACUGGGCGACAUUGCUGAGAAGCGCCAUGAACCCUUGUUUCACGAGGAAUGCGAGGCCAAGGGAGACCCUCGUGGCGCUGCUUUCGUGCCUGUUCUCUUGCUGCCCACUGUCAGGGUGGAAGGUUCCUGAAGUCCCUCAGUUGUGUCCUCUGUAUCGCCGCUGGAGCUCCUCUCAGAAAAUGGGGGUUGGGGACUAGGUCUUUACUGGAUUGGCUCGGGGUGAGACAGUGGAGUUCAGAGGAAGUCUGAUAUAGCUGAGGAGGAUCUCUGAGAUAUUUAUUUCCAAAAUAAUAUGGACAUGAGAAGGACACUUGCACCUGAUUACCAUGCUACUUAUCCCCAAAACAUGCAUCUAGUUACAUUAAAUAAUCAUCUAGUUGCCAUAGCUCCCAGUUUUGCUAUUUAAAGCCCCAUUUAGGAGCAAGACGGUGCCAGCUGUUUGAGAGAGGGAAAGAAAUCAGAGACCACAGUUCUGAACUUGUGAGUCUCCGCCACGUGCUGGUCUUUUAUUUUACCUUUUCCCUGGAAUGCAUUCCGGCCCUGUGUUCUUGCAGAUGAAGCCUGUUAUUGAGUUCAACACACCUGAGUCUAAGCAUUGUCAUGUUCGAGGCAUCAGGGAAGUCUCUCAGUAAUUUCAUUACAAAGCUGUUUGAAUGAUUGGUCUCUUACGUCCACAAAAUAGGGUGAGAGGGAUCCUCAGUACCCCGGUGUCUCUGUUGUAUGAUGUACAACCUGGCUUGUUGCCAUCAAUGCUCCCACGGUGAGCAAGGGGUUAGGUAGAGAACACACCCUUGUUUUUGGCCGUUGGCAGGCUGGGGAGGGUGUAUUCAGAGACGUACGGGAGAAUCUCUGGGUCAUCCACACACAACAUGUUCUGUAGCUGCAAUGCAGGAGGUAGGUCGCAUCUCAUUGACCUUCGUCAAUCCAAGUGUGCAACUGCCCGAUAGUGCCAAAGUUCUCUGGAGGUGCAUCAGAGGCUUGUCUGUGGUGGUCAGGUCUUUAUCCUGGUUUUCAGCACCAUUGAGACACUUCCCUAGUUCUUCUCACAAGAUCAUGCUUGGCCCCUGGGUUGUAGGACUCAACAUCAGGCUUUAUGUGCUAGAACAUUGUUAGAAUUUAGAUUGGGAAGAGCUAAGUGAAAAGCAGACAUGCCACAGAGCCUCACCUUCUUAUUCUCUUCUUACUAAAAUGGGGUUUCAGUAAGAGUUGGGAGCUAUGACAACUAGAUGUUUGUUUAGUUUAACUAGAGGCAUGUUUUGAGGACGCAUGGGUAAUGAGCAUGGUGACAGGUGAAGGUGUUAAUAUGUGGUGGUGUCCCCCACUCCAUGUGCCACACUACAGUUAUGUUGUUUUUUGUGAGAAGAAUUGCUAAUAAUUUACAUUAUUGAAAUCAUGGACAGAUUUUUUUUUUUCCACAUGGCAUCUGAGUUUGAGCAAAAUUUUAAAACUAAAAGGCUUUCACUGUGAACCAUUUUUUGAUUUGUUGAAUUAUGGCCAUAAUGAAGUGACUUCCGUUUCUCUUAGUCCUUUUCAUGAGGCCCAGAUAAUUUACAUUUCGGUGAUUUUUCUGCAUUAUUAUUUUCAUUCCAGAUGUUCCCAUACUUGGCUAUUAAACAUUAUUCAUAUUGGAAUUGCUGCUCUCAAGUCACAAUCCAGAUUUUUUUUCCAUUAAAUUUUCUUUAUUUUUUUUUUUUAUGCAAACGUUUCUCUGUGACAGCACAGGCCAUUCACCUUUUUAAGUUGGCUAGUUCAGGAAUGGGUGCGAUUCUGUCACUCUUCACCCACAUAGUGAGAAAGGCUGCAGUUCAAAGGUUAAUUUAUUCAUUAGUCAUCUGACUUGUCAUAUGAGGAAUCACCCUGUAAAUUGUGAAUGUUCUCUGAUUUAGACAUGUCAGUUUGUCACAGUGGUCCUCUCAAAUCUUUCAGCAUGUAUGAUAAACAGUUGGUGUAAUAUUAAAUCACUUCUCCCAUAAAACUCCUCACCAAAAAUGUUUGCUUAUAAUUUACCUUUCCCUUAGCUUAUAUUUACAUGUAUAAUUUAGCAUAUAGGGAUGUUUAUAUUUAUUGCACUUAUAGGUGGUUGAUUUUAACUUUACAGGAAUGAGCCACUAAGAUGAAAAAAUUAACUUUUUUUUAAAAAAAAAUUUUAAGCACUGCUUGUUUUUUGGUUGUAUAAGUUGCUCCAGCUCUUUGUUGGGCAUUGUAAUCGAUCAAAAAGUGUUUUCACACAUUAUACAUUUUAAGACUGUGUAAAAGCAGUUUACACUUUAUAUAGGGGUAUUUGUUUCUCAAGCGUGUCUCCUUCUGGAACUGCUGGUGUUGGUUGGGAUCCUACUCACUGCUCACAUGGUGGCUUCAUAAAAUGCUGUGUACUCUGGUAAGACCUUCACCUCCUCCUCUCAGUGCUGUUCUGGACUGUGACCUGAAUGAGUCUCAUCCCUGCAAUAUUAGAGCCUUCUAAUCGCACAGUCCAUCUCACAUGUAACCAAGAUGACUUUUGGCAUACUUUUGCUUUAUUACUUUUUUGUUCUGUAAAUAAACUGUUUUGAAGAAACUAAUUUUGGGUCCGU